Molecule: messenger RNA, 3065 nt
Organism: Nematolebias whitei (Rio pearlfish)
Lineage: Eukaryota; Metazoa; Chordata; Actinopteri; Cyprinodontiformes; Rivulidae
Product: interleukin enhancer-binding factor 3
Exons: 21
Coding region: 206-2704 (832 amino acids)
Cellular component (GO): precatalytic spliceosome
Molecular function (GO): double-stranded RNA binding; single-stranded RNA binding
Source: RefSeq, a predicted model, not a curated record
AAGAAGAAGCAGGAGACGCCCGCCAUUGCGGUCCGGCUGCUGCUGGUGCAACACACGUAGGAAAAACAAGAUUCUCACCGGGAGGACAUUGAAUGUUGUGAUACCAUCUAAAGAAACGUUAAGAAAGAGUGGCAACGCUUUCAUAAAAGUCUACAACUGUUAGUUUGUUCUGUAAGAAAGGCCUCGAAAGGGCAGUCGUGACGAGAUGGCGGCGUGGGACGAACAACAGGCCUACGAAGAGCUGCUGUAUUGGGACAGUUUGAUCCAACGGGGCCACCUUCUCGUUCCUAAGGAUCAGUACAGAUACGAGGAGUUGCGGUAUUGGUAUGACUGCCUCUUUUACGAGGAGGAGCUGAGGCAGUACCAUGACUACAUUGCUUCUUUCGAAAAUAUGGAGGAUCAUCAGCAAAAUAAGGAGACUGCACAUCUGUCUAGAAAAGCUUUAAAAAAAGCAGCAGCACUUCAGAAGGUUCCCGGGCCAUACGAUCACGUCAUAAUGGCCAAACACUCAGAAGUGUACCCCUCUGCAAAGGAGCUGGAGGUUGUGCAGACAGUCGUUUCCCACGUAGAGUGUGCUCUCAAGAGUGUUUCUGACAUGAUGGAUGCCCCAAAAAAUGGCAGUGGAGCUGCAGAGGCUGAGACUGAAGAGCGUAUCUUGCGUGGAGUUAUGAGGAUUGGCCAGGUCGCCAAAGGACUUCUACUGAAAGGAGACCUGAACCUGGAACUGGUGUUACUUUGUUCCAGCUGGCCUACAAGCUCUCUGCUUACACAAGUGGCUGAAAAGUUAACAGAACAACUGGAGAUAAUUUCUACUGGAACCUAUGAAGUAACCCCAACUCCUGAGGAUGCCACUAUUGUUGUGAAACGUACCAAGUUCUCAGUGCCGACUCUUUUCAUCCACCUGACCUCUCCUCGUGUCAGGACAAAUAAGAUGAGCUCCACAGCAGAGACAGGAGUAGAAACGCAAACAGUCGACCAUCCGCCGGACAUGCUGGACAGGCAGAAAUGCCUCUCUGCCUUGGCGUCUCUUCGCCACGCCAAGUGGUUUCAGGCGAAACUUAGCGAUAAGCCUUCAAUUGUCAUUGUGCUCCGGAUCUUGAGGGAUAUGUGUAGGCGUAAUCCAUCCAUGACCCCCCUCUCUGGAUGGCUUCUUGAGCUGCUGGUAGAGAAGACUGUCAGUACAGCUAAGAAAGAAAUGGAAGUAGGCGAAGCCUUCCGCAGAGUUUUGGAGUGCAUCUCCUCUGGAAUCCUCUUAGAAGGUUCGCCUGGCAUUAAAGAUCCGUGUGAGAGAGAAGACAUUGACGUCACCACAUUUCUGACUGAACAGCAACGUGAAAGCAUCACUCAGUGCGGUCAGAACAUGUUGAGGCUGUUUGCGUUUGGAAGACUACGCAACGUGUUUGGGCUGUGCCACAAAUUCUUUAAGCAUUUAAAAUAUCUCUCUUCGAUGGCAGUCAACACCGCAGAGGGCCCAGCUUACCUGUUACCUGCUGCUCCCUUCAGUCAUUCAGUAAAGAGACCGUACUCUGAGGUGGAGGGACAGGGAGAGUCCAGUGAUGGCUACAAACUGCAAAAACUAAGCGACAUUGAUGAUUGCCUGCCAAGGGUCUUAUUCUCAAAAGAUUCAAACAUAAACCCUGUGAUGCGAUUAAACCAUUACGCCUCCUCCCUGGAGUUCCGGCUCGUAGACCAAAGUGGGCCGACCCAUGUGCCGGUCUUUACGAUGGCUGUGGAGGUAAACGGGAAGGUCUACCAAGAAAAAGGACCAUCCAAGAGAAUGGCCAAACUUAACCUUGCAGCCAAGGUUCUGCAAGAUCUUGGUCUUCCAACAGGCAUGUUAGAUAGACCGAAGUCCGUAGAUGAUGCUGCUGGGACCCAGAAAUCGGCUGAAACUGAUUCCCAAACCUCAGCUUCGGAUCCGAUUCGUCAGGGUCACAUCUUGACAAAAAGUGGCAAGAAUCCUGUCAUGGAGCUGAACGAAAUACGCCGCGGACUAAGGUACGAGGUGGUCAAGCCUAAAGGAGCCCACCGUCUAAAGUGCUUUCAUAUACAGGUGGAAGUCGACGGACGGAUGUUUACUGGGAAAGGGCUCAGUAAGAAGGAGGCGAAGGCCUAUGCUGCUCUUGCUGCUUUGGAAAAGCUGUUCCCAAAUGGCAAGAGCACUUCAGAUGAUGGCAAAACUGCUGAAAAGAAGAAGGGCACCUACACUGACAUGCACAUUCCAGGAUUUGGCACCAUCCGUGGCAUUCCAUCAGAUUCUGGGACCCGUGGCUGGGGUCCCAACAGAGGGGGUCGCGGCAGAGGACGUGGCAGGGGCCGUGGCGGACCUUUUCCUUCAGGAACAAGUUAUAACAUGACUAACUACAGCUAUGAGGGCAGCACCGACGCAGGCUAUCAUAAACUGUACGGUAACGCAGGACAAAACACCGGAAUGAGUGAAACGGGCGCCUUCGGCACAUAUGGCUUCGAGAGCACCUCCUUUGCCUCCCCACAGGCUUCGGCCUCCAGCAGCAUGGGCUCAAUGCCUCCUCCAGUUGAUCAGCAGAGCCCAUACAGCUACGGCUACGGAGAAGAGAAGAAGAAGAUGCUGACCCAAAAUCAGAACCAGGGGGAGGAUUUCUCCAUUUACAGCACAGCUUAUCCCAGCUCUGUCACAGGAGGACAUUCGUACAAUAAUUGCGGGUGGGAGAACCAGUCGUUCUGAGGGAUUUGGCACCUUGGGACACAACCAGCAGUGAUCCUGUCUCCUCGCACUGCUGUUUUUUUUUUUUUUUUUAACCCUCAGCCUGGACGCUGAUGCUGAAAAAACUCGUCUGUUAACAAAAAACAUACAUUUUGUUAGUGAAAUCGGAAUGUUUCUGUUUUGUUUCAUCACCCUUUACCGAUGUUUGUAGUUUGUAGACACCAGAUUAUCUGUAAAGUUCAGGCCCAACUUAAAACGAGAAUUCCUUUCUUUGAGCUUCUGCUUCAGUUUAUCUGUAUCAGUUAUCUAUGUUUAAUAAAGAGUGCGAUUCUGAUUUAAGGCCAAUUGUACGGUAGUUAUAAAAUAAAUGUUUGUUGUCAUU